Molecule: messenger RNA, 2097 nt
Organism: Nymphaea colorata (pocket water lily)
Lineage: Eukaryota; Viridiplantae; Streptophyta; Magnoliopsida; Nymphaeales; Nymphaeaceae
Product: UDP-glycosyltransferase 89B2-like
Exons: 2
Coding region: 393-1868 (491 amino acids)
Molecular function (GO): UDP-glycosyltransferase activity
Source: RefSeq, a predicted model, not a curated record
AAAUUCUCACAUUCGUUCAUUUUGCUACGGCUAGAGAUAUAGAUGGCAUCGUCUAAACAACAUUCAGAACAGUGAUGUGUGUGUGAAUUGCAUAAGCAUUCUCCCAGUCAAUGCAAAUUGGCUAUUAAAAGUCUCUCUAAACCGCGGGAGUCAGCAAUUUCUCCACACAUGGAGGCAAAACCUGCCAGACAUGCUGUUGACUCAAAGCCGGUCUAAGUUGACAGUUAGUUGCCGCUAGUUAGCUGCCAAAUCUCUGCUUGUGAAAUGGUUCGCCGAGUCAUAGGUUGGUGGAUUCCGGAAGGCCUUUGCCCUUUCUUUCGAAUGAGAGCUCGGCAGCUAUUCUUGGUAGUCUCACUGCACGAGGUGGAGUCGGAGAUCCCUCUCUGUAUGUCAUGGAGAACCCUCACCCUCCCACCUCCUCUGCUCAUCCUCACGUCUUGGUCAUCCCCUAUCCGGCUCAGGGCCAUAUGAUCUCUUUGCUCGACCUCACCUACCUCCUCGCCACUCGCGGCCUCUCCCUCACCGUCGUCGUGACGCCGGCCAACCUCCCCAACCUCGACUCUCUUCUGCACCGCUCCACCGCCGAGGCCCUCUCCGUCCAACCCCUCGUCCUUCCCUUUCCGACCUCCCCCACGCUUCCUCCGGGCGUGGAGAACGCCCAACACCUCGCUUUCCCAUACUAUCCCCACCUGAUUCAGGCCCUCUCUGCCUUGUGGGAACCAAUUGAACUGUGGUUCCGAGCCCACCCAUCACCUCCGGUAGCCAUCAUCUCCGAUUUCUUCGCCGGCUGGACCCAACACUUGGCUCGUUCGCUCGGCAUUCGUCGAAUCGCCUUCUACUCCACCCGUGCCCUCGUCGUCUCCGCCUUCCACUCCGUCUGGACUCACCUCCCCCAGCGUCCCGCAGAUCGGUCCUCCGAUGACUCCUUCCCCAUCCAGCUUACGGAUGUCCCUGGUUCGCCCACCCUCUCUUGGAUCCACCUCCCACAAAUUUAUCGUAGAUACCAAAUCUCUGAACCCGUGUCUGAAUUUCUGCACGACUCUUUCGUCGCCAAUGAAUCCAGCUGGGGCAGUGUGAUCAACUCGUUCAGGGGCCUGGAGGCUCCAUACCUUGACCAUUUGGGGAGGGACGGGGCACGAGUUUGGGCCGUCGGCCCGAUGCUUCCAGACGCCGGCCAGGUCUCUGGCCGGGGCGGCAAGAGCUCCGUAGCGCCGGAGAGGGUGCUGGAGUGGCUAGAUUCGAAGCCCGACCGCUCUGUGGUCUACGUGUGCUUUGGCAGCCAAGCGGUGCUCUCGAACCUCCAGAUGGAGCGCCUGGGGUCUGGGCUGGAGUCCAGCGGCGUCGACUUUUUAUGGUGCGUCAAGGGAGCCACGACCCAAGCACGGCCGGAGGAGUACGGCCAAGUACCAGCCGGGCUGGAAGAGCGAGUGCAGGAGAGGGGCCUGAUCGUGAGAGGAUGGAUCCCACAACUUUUAAUACUAAAGCACCGCUCAAUCGGCGCCUUCCUGACCCACUGCGGCUGGAACUCAACCCUAGAAGGCCUGGCGUCCGGCGUGCCGUUACUCGCCUGGCCGAUGGGUGCUGACCAAUACCUGAAUGCUCGACUAAUAGCGGAUGAGCUAGGAGUGGGGGUGAGAGUUUGUGAAGGUGGUCAGGCCGUCCCGGACCCAGCCGCAUUGGCACAGGCCGUGGUCAAGUUGGUUCGCGGUCCCAACAAGGAGCGUGCUCGCGCAGCGGAGAUGAAGAUGCGUGCCUGCCAGGCGGUCGCGGAAGGAGGCAGCUCGCUCGCUGAUGUGGAGAUGCUCGUCAAGGAACUGCGCUCCCUCUGCUCACCAGGCACGGCUGAUGAGCAGCAAGGCUGGGAGUAGGAUCACUCAUGGAGCGGGUCAGCUAGUUUGAAGAAUGUGCAUUCGGAUCAAAAUGCAAAAUUAUUGUAAAAGUAAAGGGGUCUGCAAUGACAUACCUAAUGUUUGAGUUACUGCAUUUUAUUGCCCAACUUUUGUACUUGAUUCUCAAAAGACUACGAGCUCUUCUAUGUUUAACCAUAGGAAAGUUAUGAAAAGUGAAUUACACAUAAAAAUGUGAAAUGUUUGUUCA